AUGAUUUUGAUGACGUGUCAAAAGGCCUUCACAGGUUCACAGGCCUUGCUUCCGGAGAGCGAACGAGCGAACGAACCACCCAAAUUGGCAACAGACGAUGGCGUUCGAAUUUCGAUGGGAGCAAAAAACGAACAAACAAUGGAACAAGACGGAGACGCGAACCCUGCGGCAUCGACGGUCUCGGAAGAGUCUUCGUCGCACAAUGGCGUUGACUCGGGCCACGAAUCGGGUGACGAAAAUGGUGACGGGCUCGACUACGAGCUGGAUCCGGACAAGCGACGAGAAGCUCGCAAGUUGCGUCGGGUCAUGGCCAACCGUCGAUCCGCCCGGGAAUCGCGAGAACGUCGAAAAAAAUUAUUGACUGAUCUGCAGGAUUCGGUAGAAAGUCUGACGGCCGAGAAUGCCUCCUUGACCAAGGAGAAUUUGAGUUUGCGCAAGGAAUUGGCCAGUCUCUUGCAACAAUCGGGUUUGGCCGGAGCGAAUGCUGGAAAUUUGUCCAAUUUGGCGUUGCAGUUACAGCCACCGGGUCCAGUGGUCAGUGGAAGUAGUGGUGCCAAUGGUAACGAUGAAAACUACAACUCGAAUGGUAACACGGAAGCUGGAGCUGGAUCGAGUGCUGUGGAUCCAGCCGGAACGACAGCAACGACGGAAGAUGGAGGAGCCAACGCUACAGAUGAAGCGUCUACUAGUUCCAAGGUGAUUUGA
Messenger RNA from Seminavis robusta, 705 nucleotides. The record is from the annotation of a GenBank genome assembly. NCBI's taxonomy places the organism in Eukaryota, Bacillariophyta, Bacillariophyceae, Naviculales, Naviculaceae.